UGAAUCUCCUCACUUCUUUACAGUCGCUGCGCUCCUUCCUCUUUCAGUGCUGACGGUAACUCCGUGCGUAAAGCUCCGGAUCACUACAUGGACACCGCGCAGUUUAAACCUCUGAUUCACUUCUCUCAAGACACAAACUGAUGGAAACCAUUCUUCGAGGUCUUCGCGUAAUGACGGGAAACAUUUAGUUAAUUAAAUCCAUUAUUUCUUUUGGGUGUUUUUUGGCAACGACUUCAGCAGUUUCCCCGCUAUCCGCCUAUGCUGAUGCCUCGCACCCGAGCCGCAGCACCAACUCGUUUCAUUUAUGAAAAAGUAAACAAUGUGAGAGGCAAAUGAAGGAUACUGUAAAAGAUCACUGUGGGUGCUUUUGGAUCUAACAGCCGUUGCCUGUCAAACAAAGAUUCAGUCAAACUUAUGGCGUGAAGGGCCCACUCCUGGCCUUUGUCACUCACAGCUAAUGGAUGUCUUAACCCAGUAUGCCUACAAUGACAGUUUCUUUGACAAUGGGACAUUCAACGAAACAGACCGAGAGCAGAAGCACCCGUACAACUACUACGCCAUGCUGCUUACCCUGCUCAUCUUUGUCAUCGUCUUCGGCAACGUGCUGGUGUGCAUGGCUGUAUCCAGAGAAAAGGCUCUACAGACCACCACCAACUACCUGAUCGUCAGCCUGGCUGUCGCUGACCUCCUGGUGGCCACACUGGUCAUGCCCUGGGUUGUCUAUUUAGAGGUAGUGGGAGAGUGGCGCUUUAGCAAAAUCCAUUGUGACAUCUUUGUCACUCUGGAUGUGAUGAUGUGUACGGCCAGCAUCCUCAAUCUCUGCGCCAUCAGCAUUGAUCGUUACACUGCAGUUGCAAUGCCAAUGUUGUACAACACUCGCUACAGUUCCAGGAGACGAGUCACAGUAAUGAUCUCGGUGGUGUGGGUGCUGUCUUUUGCCAUAUCAUGUCCCCUGUUGUUUGGCCUCAAUAACACAGCUACUCGAGAUGAGUCCCUUUGUGUGAUCGCCAACCCAGCCUUUGUGGUGUACUCCUCCAUAGUGUCCUUCUACGUCCCCUUCAUCAUCACUCUGCUGGUUUAUGUGCAGAUUUAUGUGGUCCUGAGGAAGCGCAGGAAACGUGUCAACACCAAACCAAAGCAACGCGUGUGUCAGGCUUCUGACCCUGUGGCCACUUCUCUGAAGGAUAAGUGCACUCAUCCAGAGGAUGUGAGGUUGUGCACCAUGAUUGUUAAAUCUAAUGGGAGUUUCCCUGUCAACAAGAAGAAAGUGAUAUUUAUCAAAGAUGGAGUCCAGGAGGGCGAAGAUCUGGAGCUGGAUGAGCUGAACAGCGGCUGCAGCCAGAAGCAGAAGCAGCAGCCUCAGUGUGCUCUCGGAGACACUCCGGCCACCAGCCACCAGCUACUAAUGCCGAACAAGGCCAACGCCAGCCCCACCUCCAGUCCUCCCACCCCACCUGAAGAGAGCCAGAAAGCAGAAAAGAAUGGAGAUCCCAGCAAAGAGGCCCUGGGGGAUCCAGCACCUGUUGUGAUGAAAGCCUUCCAGACACAGGCGUUACCUAACGGCAAGACUCAAACGUCUGUGAGGACGAUGAGCAAGAGGAAGAUCUCCCAGCAGAAGGAGAAGAAGGCCACGCAGAUGUUAGCCAUCGUCCUUGGUGUAUUCAUCAUAUGCUGGCUGCCAUUUUUCAUUACGCACAUCCUCAACACCCACUGCACAAAAUGCAAGGUCCCCGCUGAGAUGUAUAAUGCUUUCACUUGGCUGGGCUAUGUGAAUAGUGCCGUAAACCCCAUCAUCUACACCACUUUUAAUGUGGAGUUCAGAAAGGCAUUCAUUAAAAUCUUGCACUGCUAAACUGCAUCAUCACCAGUCUGAUCAGACUGAGGGAGGAGCAUCUCUUCUGGCAAAUACCUCAUCCUGUUAAAAGGAAAAGAAUAACGCACCCCAGGGGGAAGCAGCCAUCUGCUUUUUCAAGUUACAGAACUGAGUGACUGAAAAACUGACAGUGUCUUAUUGGAAGGCGUGUUGGCUCUUAAUGUGAAUUGUUUGUGGAGUAAGUGUUCUCCAAUCCGCUGAAUGUAAAACAAGAAAUGUCUGUAACAAUGAGCUGUUCCAUGGAGAAAAGAAAACAUUGUAAUAUUGUUCUUUAAAAUAAUUGUGCUUGUCAUGUGAGGGGCCACCUGUGUAUAAGACACACACAAAACACUAUUUAUUGUGUGUGUAUUUUAUGUUUUGAUGAUGGACAUUUUCUGAAAAUCUUAUAGAUAUCAAGUCAGUGUUCAUUGCAGUAUUAAAACUGAUUUGUGAGCUCUUAAUCUGAAACCUAUCAAUGAUUUGAAUGUGUGUUAAAGAGAUGAUGCUGUAUAAUGUGGCUAUGCCAACAUCCACAUAUUUGCAAUUUUAUAAAUUGAAAAAUCGUACACAAUUAUUAUUAAUAUUAUUAUGAUUAUUAUUAUUUGCUGUACAUAGAUUUUUCAAAAAAUGUACUGUGAUUAUAUGCCUGCAAUUGAAAUGUGAUGCAUGCCACACUGCUCCUCUACUUGACUUUUCAUGAAAUGUACGUAUGUUUAACAAAAAAUCUCAAAAGAUGUCCAAUAAAUUAAGAUAUGAGA
This is a messenger RNA of Notolabrus celidotus (New Zealand spotty), 2610 nucleotides long. RefSeq names its product dopamine receptor D2a (gene drd2a). The record is from RefSeq and is a predicted model, not a curated record. The transcript is spliced from 8 exons. The coding region runs from base 458 to 1852 and encodes 464 amino acids. Gene Ontology annotation, molecular function: G protein-coupled receptor activity; dopamine neurotransmitter receptor activity, coupled via Gi/Go. Lineage: Eukaryota; Metazoa; Chordata; Actinopteri; Labriformes; Labridae. Gene Ontology annotation, biological process: adenylate cyclase-inhibiting dopamine receptor signaling pathway; adenylate cyclase-activating adrenergic receptor signaling pathway. Gene Ontology annotation, cellular component: glutamatergic synapse; presynaptic membrane.